Messenger RNA from Microplitis mediator, 4203 nucleotides. RefSeq lists its product as uncharacterized. NCBI's taxonomy places the organism in Eukaryota, Metazoa, Arthropoda, Insecta, Hymenoptera, Braconidae. The transcript is spliced from 17 exons. Gene Ontology annotation, cellular component: membrane. Gene Ontology annotation, biological process: proteolysis. Bases 324 to 3761 code for a protein of 1145 amino acids. Gene Ontology annotation, molecular function: serine-type endopeptidase activity; protein binding. The record is from RefSeq and is a predicted model, not a curated record.
UUGAUGUCAUUAAUUAUUUACGCUAAUGAGUAUUUAAAAUUUUUUAAAGUAUAUACUAAAAUCGAAUCCAUAUUUUUUAAUAUUAAUUUAAUAAUUUAUUAAAUGUAAUUAUUUUAAUUGUAUGGAUUAUUUAAAGAUCAAUGAUUGUGAACUUUUCAAGUGGCAAUUACUUAAUUCAAUUACCGACUAUGGUAAAAUUUAAAAUGAAAUUUUAAUUGUCUAUUUUUUUGUGUUUUUCAAAAAUUUUUUACAACCAUUUCAUUUUUUUUUCUGGUUGUUUUUUUAUUUUGUCAUCACACGGAGUUACAUUCUAUUCGAGCGAAAUGUCGAGGAUGGAUAACAGAGAGAUUGAUAUAAAUCCUACUUGUCAAUCGAGGCAAAUUCGAACGAAUAGUAUGGCACUUCCGGCAUGUGGUUCACUCGUGUUGGUCAGCGGAAAUCACCCUCAGCCACCAUUACCACGACGUCAUUCCGAAACUCCUGCGAUAUUACAAAAAACUCCACCACCAAUACCAGUUCGUAAAAAAAAUGAAAAGCCGAUAUUUAUAACGGAAAAUCGGCGCAAAUUACAAGGAAGAAAGUACAGUCUUGAUGCCAAUAAACUGGAGACUUUAGUGUCUGAUCGUCCGUUGCAAUUAAUGUGGAGGCAACAGCAGAAGCAGUACGAGGACAUUGAUAAUGAAAAACUCAUUGACCUUGAAUCAACAUCAUCUAUAUCAGAAAGUAGAGUAGAGUGUAAUAAUGUGCAUCAGCAUCAGUCGGUAUCAAAGCAUCCAGCAGCUGUUGGGGACUUGGAAACUGCUGAGACUCGUGACUUCGGCGCUCCAGGGUUUGAUAAAAAUGGUGGGGGAUUUUUACCAGAGGCUUGCGAGGUGGUAACCUUUAAGUCAAGCUUUGAAGAGCUUCAGAAAGCCGCUCGUGAUCUCGAUAAGAGGCUUCACGAGGAGAUCAUCAUCGCCGCUGAAAUUGCUCGCUCUACAACCGCCCAAGCUAAUCAACCCAGGCUCAAUAAUGGCUUUUCUAGAAACUCAAGACCGCGACGUUCAAAGUUCGAACACGAUCAGGAGGAAAACCACCAGGACUUUGAGAAGAGAUCUAAGUUUGAAGCUUUGCAAGCUGCAUCGAGGAACUUGGAAAAGCGUCUUCAAGGUGAACGUGAAAUUCAAAAGCAGCAACUUGCCAAGGGAAAGUAUAAUUCCGAUAUGGAGAGAGCACGUAAUAUAUUACAGAGUAAUUUACGUAAAGAACGAGUGGUUGAACGAUUAGAGAAAUUGCCAAAGGCCACUCAAACGAAUUUACCCCCGCCCCUUAGUUCUAUCUGUCAGAAUCCUUUACCCAACAAUAAUAAUAGUAAUAAUAAUAAACCAACAAGCAUUAGACAAGACAGCAAUGUGUCGUCAGACAGCUUCAGUCAAACAAGCUCACCUAGUUAUACCAGCAAAACAAUGGAAGCUCCUCUUCUGCCUCAUAAACAUAUUUUUAGUAAAAUUCAAGGUAGAAUUUCGACCACAGAACCCGAACCACCAGGUAGUCCGAUAACGAAAUCAAUGAGUACACCAGCAAGCUUACAAACAAUCGUCAGGUUUCAUAGUGGAAGUAAUAUGUCAUUACAUCACAGGAUAAUACGAGACAUGAGAAGACCUAGUAGUCAUUAUGUAUCCAGAGGAAGAUUACGCUUUCGUAUUGCUCAAAUCUUAAUUAAUGUACUUGCUCUUAUCGCUAUCACCGGAGGCUUCUUAGUGUAUUUUAAAGUAAAUCCACAAGGUGACAUUAAAUUUGUCAAUGAAACAAUUAAAAUACCUGCAGUAAUUUACCCCCCUAGACAAACAUUUUUAGCAGAACCAAAAAACCCAGCUCCCGGUAUUUGUCUUCCAGUUAUCGUUACUUUUUGUCUCUAUCACAAGGUACCAUACAACUUUACUGUUUUUCCAAACUACAUGGGUAACUUUCAGCAACGUGACGCACAGCAUGAGUUGGAAAAUUAUGAAGCAGUAGUUGAUGUCAGGUGUUACGAGCUUGCCGCAUUAUUUCUAUGUAAUGUCUUUGUUCCGAAAUGCGGAUCACGUGGUCAAGUUGUGCGGCCAUGCCGUAGUCUUUGUAAUGAAAUGACAAGACGUUGCGGAUUUUUUUUAACCGUUUUUGGAUUAAAAAUACCGGAUUAUUUAGCUUGUGAUUUUUUUCCUGAAAAUUCUGACCCCGAUGUUUGUGUUGGUCAUCAAGAGGUCAUCGAUGCUGCAGAAAGAGCCAAAAAACCAGUUUGCAUCAGUGGUUUUCAAUGCGACGGUACCAGAUGCAUUCCGCUCGAUUGGAAGUGCGACGGGCACGUGGAUUGCGCCGAUCGCACUGACGAGAUUGGAUGCGGGGAUUGUGAACUUUCUACCUCUUCUCUCUCUACUACUAUUACUACAACCACUACCAUUACCUUGCAAUAUUCUUCUGUCCUUGGCACUAGCAGUAGUAAUAACAAUAAUAAUAAUAAUAAUAAUAAUAAUAAUAAAUUGUCAAUGUAUGAUAUGAUUGACAAGCCAACACUUCACUGCGGCGAAAGAAGAUGUAUGGCAGAUUCACAUGUUUGCGACGGUGUAAUGGAUUGUCCUUGGGGACAGGAUGAGAGAAAUUGCAUUCGACUGAGCGAGAUGAAUGGAGACAAGGGUAAAGGACGUCUACAAGUUUAUAAUGUCAAAAAUAGUACAUUUAUUCCUGCUUGCAUAGCUCGUUGGCAAUCAUCACUAGCUCAAUCUAUUUGCAAUCUUUUAGGAUAUUCAGUUGUAGAUUCAUCAUAUCUCAUAAUGAAGAAUAAUAAUAUAUCGGUAAAUGAACCACUAAUCGACACGUCUCAGCGCUGGAGAUUAGCACAAAAAAGUGAACGGAAUCUUUUAAAAGAAUUGCAAUCAUGUACCGAUCAAGAUGAUUAUCCAACAGUCGAUUUAUCUUGUUCUGAAUACGCGUGCGGACGACGUAGAUACCAUUACGGUAAUCUCAAAGUUAAAUCACGAAUUGUCGGAGGCGUUGAAUCAGCGCCUGGUGAUUGGCCAUUUUUAGCGGCCCUAUUAGGCGGCCCCGAAGAAAUUUUUUAUUGCGCUGGUGUACUUAUUUCCGAUCAAUGGGUACUGACAGCUUCACAUUGUGUUGGAAAUUUCAGUCAUUCAAAUUUGUCUGAUUGGACGAUACAAUUGGGAAUAACGCGACGUCACGCGCAUUCAUAUUUUGGAGAAAAAUUAAAAGUUAAGAGAGUUGUACCCCAUCCAAAUUAUAAUUUGGGUGUUGCGCAUGAUAAUGAUGUCGCACUAUUUCAAUUGAGCAAACGCGUUGGUUUUCAUGAGCAUUUGAGGCCUGUUUGCUUGCCGAAAGCAAAUAUUGAACUGGCACCUGGUACUAUUUGUACUGUUAUCGGCUGGGGUAAAAAGGAGGAUACCGAUGAUUCGCAGUACGAGCCAGCGGUCAAUGAAGUUAAAGUACCUGUUUUAGAAAGAGACCUGUGUAAUGCUUGGCUGGAGCAUAAAGAAUUGAAUGUUACCGAUGGUAUGAUUUGUGCGGGUUAUCCGGAGGGUAAGAAAGAUGCUUGUCAGGGUGAUUCUGGUGGACCACUUCUUUGUCAAUCAGAGGACGAUGAGGAACGUUGGUUUGUAGGUGGAAUCGUUAGUUGGGGAAUAAAAUGCGCUCAUCCACGUUUACCUGGUGUUUAUGCUUAUGUACCUAAAUACGUACCCUGGAUACGUGAAGAAAUAGCUAAAUAUUCAAAUAAAAAUUACGUAGAUUAAUUACUUAAUAGUAAAAAAAAAAAAAAUUAAAUACUAAACUAAUAAAAAAUACUUUUAUUUACAUAAAUUGGACAAUAAAAUAAUUAGUAGUUGAAUAUAUAAAUUAUCUAAUCAUCGAUACUGCCGCUAUAAAAAAUGAAUAUCAUUCGCGAUUGAUAAAAAAAUAUAUCGAAAUAAUUUAAAAAAAUGAAGGAAUCAUUGAUAAAUAAACAACAAUGAUAACUAUGACAAUAAGAUAAAUAUUUUUAAAUAAUAAUAUUUUGGAAUAUUUUUAAGAGUGAUUAAUACAUGGAUUAAUCAAAAUUAUAUUGCAAUUUAUUGAUAAAGAAAAAUUGAUGAUUGAACUAUAAAAUAAUUAACGGCCAAAAUAAUGUUUUUUAUUUUGGCUUUGAGAUGACAAUGAAAUAUUUUGAAACAUAGUAAAGAUUAAAUAAUAAUAAUA